Molecule: messenger RNA, 846 nt
Organism: Rotaria sp. Silwood2
Lineage: Eukaryota; Metazoa; Rotifera; Eurotatoria; Philodinida; Philodinidae
Source: the annotation of a GenBank genome assembly
AUGAACAAAUCUGAAGUUUAUUCGACAUUACCGAACAAAGCUCCGAAUGAUUUCGAAUUACAAGUUCUAGAUGAUGAUGCCAACUAUAAAUCAACAGUCGAACGAUUUGAAUUUGAGUAUGGAUCAAUAGAGAAGAAGAAGAAACUUAUUUUUUUCAUUAUAAAUAAUCUCCUAACAGACGCUGAAUGUCAACAUUAUAUCAACGAAAGUGAACGUGCUGGAUAUACACCAUUAGACGGUUAUCAAAUCUCAUAUCGUUCGAAUGAUCGUGUAACCAUUGUUUCACAAUCAUUAUCUACUCUAUUAUUCAAACGUAUAUAUGGUUAUUUUCCCGAGUUGAUCACUCAUCAUAAUGAUGCAUGGAAAUCUAUUGGAUUGAAUGAAGUAUUUCGAUUCUGUCGUUACGGUUCUGGUGGUGUAUUUGGUGCACAUCGUGAUACCUACUUUUCUCGUUCAGCAAGAGAACGAAGUUUUAUGACAAUUAAUAUCUAUUUAAAUGAUACUGAUGCAGGUUGUACAAGAUUUUUGAAUCCGACGAAUAAAGAGGUCAUUUUCGAAUGUCAACCAAAAACUGGAAAAGCUCUCGUCUUUCUACACAAUGAAUAUCAUGAUGGUGAUGUAUUACGAUCGGGUUCGAAAUAUCUAAUGAGAACAGAUUUAAUGUAUCAAUUAGAAAUUGAAAAUGAAAUACAAACUGAUUGUUCAAAUGAUAAGCGAACUCAGGCAAAAAAAUUGUAUGCACAAGCAUCAGAAUUUGAAGAAAAAGGACAAUAUAAUAAAGCUGUUCAAUACUACAAGAAAGCAAUUAAUAUGUGGCCAACAAUUGAACAGGAAAUGAACGAUUAG